Molecule: messenger RNA, 671 nt
Organism: Tribolium castaneum (red flour beetle)
Lineage: Eukaryota; Metazoa; Arthropoda; Insecta; Coleoptera; Tenebrionidae
Exons: 4
Coding region: 84-614 (176 amino acids)
Source: RefSeq, a predicted model, not a curated record
CCCAAGGCCGAAACACGUGUUAACAUAUUUUUUCCAAUUUAACUGUGAAUAUAAAAAGGAAAUACGGUAAAAAUUGUCACAAAAUGCUCGCUCUCCUCCCGUUCAUUGUCGGAGCCGCGUUUUGCGCUGACUCGGGCCCUGUGGGCCCGAUCACACUUUACGAGUUGAAAAAUUGUGAACCCGACAUCAAUAACAUCGAUCUAGACGUGAAACUGGAGACGGAAUCGGACGGAAGUAACAGCCUGACGGCCUCCUUCACGAUUCCCGAGGACUUUGGCGAAGAGGUCCAAUUUCGUGUGGUGGCCGACAAGUGGGAGAAUGACGACUGGAAGAGGAACGUGUGGAGUAUGAAUCCGGCCUCCUUUCUCAAAUUUACUAACGAGAACAUUGAGAAGACUUGGGCCAAUUUCCGAGAGGCGAUUGGGCCGAAAAUUGAGGACCCGAUGAAGGUGCCAAAGGGGGAGUAUAAACUGGACAAGCACCAACAAGACUGGCAUGACGUGGAGUUGUCUCAAGUGAUUUAUGGCAGGUUUUUGGCCACGGUUUACUUGAUUGUCAAUGGGGAGGAGUUUGCCUGUCUUCAGGCCGAGUUGGAGACCUUCGAGGACGAAUAAUUAACCAAUUUACUGUAAUUUACUGAUUCACAUAAUAAAAUUAUUAUUUUAAAACUA